This is a messenger RNA of Arachis stenosperma, 3185 nucleotides long. RefSeq names its product two-component response regulator ARR12. Lineage: Eukaryota; Viridiplantae; Streptophyta; Magnoliopsida; Fabales; Fabaceae. Gene Ontology annotation, biological process: cytokinin-activated signaling pathway; phosphorelay signal transduction system. Bases 487 to 2490 code for a protein of 667 amino acids. Gene Ontology annotation, molecular function: DNA binding; DNA-binding transcription factor activity. The record is from RefSeq and is a predicted model, not a curated record. The transcript has 6 exons.
UAACGUUUAAUGUGCACAAAUUAGGUAACUAAUUAUUUAGAUUCCUUGUUUGAUAGUUGAUAAAAUUUUAUGAAUUUCACAGUGAUGGAUGGAAGCAUCAUCUUCAUUUUCAUCAACUUCUCAUCACACUUAAUAAUAAUAAUCAAAUUUUGAAUUUAUCUAUGAUUGUUAUACAGUCCAAUUUUCCAUAGAUAGUUACCUGUUUCUUUCACUUUCUGAUUCCACAGCUUCACACACAUUCACAGGCACAUAUAUAUGCACAAAAAGACACAAACCUUUUCAUUAACUUGUUUCCUUUUUUUUUGUUAGUCUUUGGUUCUCACCCUCUUCUUUUCCUUGUAUGCCUAUUCCUUCAACAAUAAAAAUCCAAUUUUUAUUCUUUUUGACCAGUGUUUCCCCUCCUCUCCUCCAUUUUGUUCUAGAUCCAUAAAAGCAAGAAGCUUUAUCGAUAACUCUGGUUCGUUUUGUUAGAGGAAAGAAGAAAAGAUGACCAUGGAGAAUGGUGUUGAUGAUAGCAGUGAUCAGUUCCCCAAAGGAAUGCGUGUUCUUGCAGUUGAUGAUGACCCCACUUGCCUAAUGGUUCUAGAAACUCUUCUCAGAAGAUGUCAAUAUCAUGUUACCACAACUAGCCAAGCAAUAAAGGCAUUGAAGCUGUUGAGAGAGAACAAGUUUGACCUUGUAAUAAGUGAUGUGCACAUGCCAGACAUGGAUGGAUUUAAGCUUCUUGAGCUUGUGGGACUGGAAAUGGACCUACCUGUCAUAAUGUUGUCCGCAAAUGGUGAUACAAAGCUUGUGAUGAAGGGGAUUUCUCAUGGAGCUUGUGAUUAUCUACUAAAGCCUGUGAGAAUUGAAGAGCUCAAGAACAUUUGGCAGCAUGUGAUUAGGAGAAAGAAGUUUGAUUCGAAGGAGAAGAACAAAACCAGGAACUCCGACAAGCCUAGUUCGGAGGGCGGCAAUGUGCUAGGCUCAGCAGGAACAGGAAAUUCAGAACAAAAUGGGAAGCUGAAUAAGAAAAGGAAGGAUCAGGAUGAUGAAGAAGAUGAGGAGCAAGAUAAUGGCCAUGACAAUGAGGAUCCUUCGGCCCAGAAGAAGCCUCGUGUUGUUUGGUCCGUGGAGCUUCACCGCAAGUUUGUUGCUGCUGUUAAUCAGUUAGGCAUUGACAAGGCUGUACCUAAGAAGAUUCUUGAUUUGAUGAAUGUUGAAAAACUGACGAGGGAAAAUGUGGCGAGCCAUCUCCAGAAAUAUAGGCUUUAUCUGAAACGAAUCAGCUGUGUAGCGAACCAACAGGCGAAUAUGGUGGCGGCCCUAGGGAGUGCAGAUCCAUCCUACUUGAGAAUGGGUUCUCUGAGUGGCGUUGGACAUUUGCAAGCAUUGAGUGGCUCGGGACAGUUUCCUAACAAUGCUUUCAGGUCCUUUCCGCCGAAUGGGAUGGUUAGCAGAUUGAACACUCCUGCUGGAUUGAAUGUGCAUGGAUUCCCUUCUUCAGGAGCAUUUCACUUGGGUCAAUCACAGAAUCUAAACAGCUCAACUGUUGAGCAGCUGAAGUAUCGGUCGUCCAUUGUUCCUGUUAAUCAGAAUGGUGUUCAUGGAAUGCAGGUGCCUAUGGGGCUUGAUCCAUUGCAACACAAUAAGGGUGUUAUUCCUGUUCAGAACUUGACCACUGGUAUUGAUGCUAAAACAAAUUUUCCUGUCUCAAAUAAACUCCCGGAUCCACAAUCAAGAGUAGCAUCCGGCGCGCAUCCCCCGCUUCUUGGUAGCUCAAACAAUGCCUUGAUGUUGGAAGCACGGCCACAAGACACACAAGGGGUUUUAGAAUACGAAAACUUAUCUUCUUCGGUACCUUCCCAACAUUCAGAACUCCCAUUCUCUUUGCUGGAUCAAGGUAGAUACAGUGAUAAUUGGUCUAGUGCUGUGCAAUCAUCUGGGAUCCAGACCGGUUCUUACCCUUCAAGCGAAAGUUUUAGACAGACGGCAAUACCUGCUACAGAUAACAUGGCUUCUUUACCCUUGCAAGAAGGGAAUCUGAGUGUUUCUUCAUCCAUCUCUUUGCUGCCUAACCAGUCCUACAAUUCGUUGAUAGAUACACACUCCCAAGCUGUGAUUUUAGCUAAUAGAACUGGUCAUGUAAGCAAUAGUGAUGUGCCAUUUCAAGGUUGGGAUGAUCGCAAUGAAGAUGCUAGCUACCAUUCAAAUGCUGUUUGUAACACAAUAAACACUGUGGCCCCAGGUUCGAGUUCUGUUGGUCACACAACAAUAAACUCAACCUUACACAGAAACUUGGAGUUUAAUUAUGGUGAUAGCUUGCAAAUGAAGCGCGAUGCGAUGACAAAGUUAGCGAAAGAGACCUCAUUGAAACCGCAUCAGGUGAAUAUCAUGAACCAGCAGAAGUCUCAGCAGGGUAACUUCUCUAAUAAUGUUGGUUCCCUGGAAGACUUGGUCAGUUCAAUGAUGAAACAGGUAACAACAUCUAUGCAUUAUAGUGAAGAUUGAAGGAUCCCUAUAGAAGUUUGCUUUUGGAGCAAGAUGAGAUGAAAAUAUUGGAUGGAGGCUUCAUUUGUGAUAAUUAUUCUGGUGGCAUAUCAAUGUGAGAGCAAGUUUGACAAGUACAUAUAUAUGCCAUUCUUGUUAGUGAAUUUCGUAUUGUGACGGGGUUAUCGGUCAUCAUGUUUAAACAGUUUUGUCUUUGUAUCUUUCUUUCCGUAGGCUGUAACUUGUCUUAGGUUUCUUUCUUUUUGUUAAGGGCUUUCUGUUGUCAUUGUCCAUUCCCGACAAUAUGCCUUAAUGGAGUCGGUCAUGUCGUUGAAAAUUUCCUAGAAGAUUUGUUAUUGGUCCAUAAAUAAGAAUAAGAUGAUGAUUACAAUUAAAGACAAGAAAGACGGGUUCAUUCCCCUAUAUAUAUGUUUUGGUUUUGGCCUGCUAAACUAAAUGGGAUUCAUGUCAUUAGGUAAAGAAAAAGAAAAAAGAUAGAUACAGAUAAUAAUAUGGUUACACUUUGACAUGACAGAAGAAAUGUUUUCCUACCGACAAUAACAACAAUAGCUACCAAUGUUAUGAUAUGAUAUGAUAUGAUCUGAGUGACAUUUCCACCACGUGCCAUAAUCUCAGCCAUUUACAAAUCGUUGACAUUCUCGACUCUCGAGGCACUAUUGCAGCGUUUGUUGACAUUCCGUACCCGCGAAUCGUUC